UGGCGAUCAAAAUAAGAAACACGAAAUCUUUCCCGAAAACAGAUAUUACCAAUUUUUUUUUACUGUAAGAUAUAUUUUCCCCAUAAUAUUAAACCCUAGUGCACUAAUCUAAAUCAAAUUAAAACUCCCGCAAAGGAAAAUAUCGGCAGAAGAUGGAUCUUCCGGAGGAGGUACUCGCCGGAAUACUUGCGAAUUCAUCCUUCAGAGACAUCGUUAGGUUCAAACUGGUUUGCAGAGAAUGGAAAUCGCUCAUUGAAUCGGCCCACUUUCGCCGUCUCUUCCAUUCCACAAACCAUGAUUUAUCGUCAUCUGCUUGGUCGCUAGUUUCCAAAGGCGAUGGCUCCAUGAACGAGGUCGUAUCCCACUGCGGACGCGACGGACACUGCCUUUCUCGGUCUCUGGGUUCUUAUACUUCGUCUUUCGUAAGGGAUCUGAUCAGAUUCAAGGAUCAGGAGGACGAUGAGAAGCCUGAGCUUCAAGCUACAAGACAAAAGAUCCGAAAGGUUAAGGUCGUGGCUUGUACGGACGGCUUGGUCUUGUUGUCCGUGAAGCCCUUGUCCGGAUCCCACGCGUAUUACGUGUCUAACCCUGUUCUACGACAAUGGGUCGAGAUCCCUCCUUCUCAUCAGGAAGACCAUCACUUCAAGAUCUCGGGACUCGUCACGCGCGUGGAGAACGGCGUGGUCUCUGGCUACAAAGUGGUUAGGAUGGAGACUGUCUUCGUCGCGAAACCGACGAGUUCCGAUGUUCGGAUAUAUUCAUCAGAGACGGGCGAAUGGACUAUCGAGAAGAUCCAAUGCCCUCGUGCCGUUGAUUUCAUAGUGAACUUCGACCCGGUUAAUCUGAACGGAAGUCUGUAUUGGUUACAAGCGAGUAUGCUCUCUCAUGCGGAACUGAACCGUAUCGACCAGGCCAUUAUAAGUCUCGAUCUCUACGCCGAUGGAUCAGAAGCCGAUCGGGUUCGAACCAUAUCUUUACCCGAUCAUCAACCUCCCAUCUCAUGCCGCCACAACUUCCUCACAACCUCGGGUGGAUUUCUAAUGCACAUACGCAUGCUGAGAGAAAACGGAAACCCUAGAGUUAGGGUUUGGAAGAAGAGCAACGGGAGCGAUGACUGGGUAAUGAUGUGGGACAUGAACACGACGUGUUUAGAGUGGGUCCCAAAGGCAAUGCACCCUUUCGAGACGGAUGUCAUCUACAUGUGGAGCCCUAAUGCGGAGAUCAUGGUUUCAUUUAACAUGAGAACACCGUACGGUACAUGCCAACGUAUAUCGUCCAAACCUUGGAGAUUGGAGUUCUUGUCUCAGUUCGUACUUCCUCGGUGGCUCGAAUCCCUCCCUUCUCCGCCCAACCUGACUCUCAAUGUAUUGCCACGUGGACCGGCAUGAACAUGAUCUUAUUAGUUGUUUUCUUGGUUCCUUUCUUAUAUGAUAUAUA
Tarenaya hassleriana is the source of this 1437-nucleotide messenger RNA. Its product is annotated as putative F-box protein At3g23950. The coding region runs from base 153 to 1388 and encodes 411 amino acids. The transcript has a single exon. The record is from RefSeq and is a predicted model, not a curated record. Lineage: Eukaryota; Viridiplantae; Streptophyta; Magnoliopsida; Brassicales; Cleomaceae. Gene Ontology annotation, molecular function: protein binding.